Corticium candelabrum is the source of this 2512-nucleotide messenger RNA. RefSeq lists its product as uncharacterized. Lineage: Eukaryota; Metazoa; Porifera; Homoscleromorpha; Homosclerophorida; Plakinidae. The record is from RefSeq and is a predicted model, not a curated record. The transcript is spliced from 21 exons. Bases 423 to 2363 code for a protein of 646 amino acids.
CUGAUUUGCGGAAGCGUGGAGAAAUGAAACGGAAGAAUUUAUUAGAGAUUUUGGGUUUUGUUGGUGGGCGUGGCCGGAAAUCAUGUUCUUGACAAUAGUAUGCAACAGUAGAAUGGCGUACAUUGUGUCUCCUGCCAAAUAAACAAACUAUGGAGUCACUUCCCUAGUGGUCAGGUCAGUGGUCUCUAGAGGUAAUUUGAAUGGUGCCUAAGAGUCAAAGAUCCAUGAAACCAGGAAUGUUCUGCUUUCGUCCAUGUGAGACGGCGCCUCGGCUUCUUGUGAAUUGUUUUGCGACAAACACAAUGAAGAUGCCUGAAAGUGUGAGUGUCAGAUACGUCAUGUUGUCGUGUUGACAUGUUUCACGUAUCUCCACACGUUCAUUUCCUGUUGUCAAUGAUUUUUGGACUAGAGCCCAAUGAAUCAUGGCAGAAGUCCAAACAGAAAGCCACAAAUUAAACGAUGAAUCGAAAGGCAAUCGAGACCCAAAUGGUGACCAGAAAGACAACCAAAUGUCAGUGAAAGAUGGACAGCCACAAAAGCUCAGGAGGUUCAGCUUUCAACUUAUGGCCAUAGACUCAUCCCUACCACCAUCCGGAUUAGUACUAACAACAUCGAGCAAUGAUCGAGUCAGGGACUUAAGGAGUAUCCAGAAACAGCUAUCCGAGGUCUUACACAAGGCAGAGAAUGCAAUGGACUACUUUGCGAGAGAUGAUCUGGCGGCGAGUAGUUCGACAGAGAAGGCAGUUGACUUGGGUGGUGUAAAAGACAUGCUGCAAGACUACGAGAGACACUGCAAUGAAAGAGAAAAAGUGCUAUUUUCACUUGAUCAUUUUUUCAGUACUUCACGGGAUGAUGCAGAAUUUGGAAGCAGUGCUACAGCAAGUGAAGAAGGUGACCCUUCGAAGAGAGCUAUUGAUGAUUACAACACACAGGAAUUUACGGAAGCUAUGAUGACUGCUCGUGGAGCUGCUGGCCGACUAAAAGAUCUCAACUCUGAACUCGUUGCUCUUGCACAAAUUCUUAAAAGAGCAACUCUGAAAGAUUUGAACUUGGAGAACACUCCACUUAUUGAUUUGCAGCUUAUCAUGCAAACGGCUUCCCAAUCAAGUCUUGCUGCUGAAGCAAAGGUAGUCGAAGCCCAGGUACUGUUCAAGAAACUUGUUGAAGUGAUGGAGACCUCAAUGAAGGACAAUGCUGUAUUAACAAAAACCAACCAGAAACAAGAAAAGAACCUAGACGCUUGUCUUGCCCGCAACGCAAGCCUCAAGAUUGAAAACCAGCAGCUAAAGGUCAUCGCCAAGAAGCUGGAGGAACAAUUGGAACAACAGCAGAAGGAAAUAGAACCACUUAGCGUAAAGACUCAAAUACUUGAAGCAGAUUUGGAAAGAUUUCAGGAUGUACAACGCGUGCUCGAGGAAACGCAACUACAUUCUCAAAGUUUGCAGGCGGAGAUAGACGAAUUAAAGAGCAAAUUAGAGGCAGCAAGGUUGGAGAAUUACCAUCGUAUGGUCGCACAAGAGAAGCUGGAACAAAAGCAAUCAAACGCAAUCAAAUCUGUGGAGGAGAAAGGGAUUGAAACGGACGACAUGCCGUUCGAUUCCAAUCUCGCACGACCUCGACUGAUUCCGUCCUUCUCCGUGUCCGGUGACGACGACAGGGGCCCCCAAGAGGGCGAGAGCAAAGAGACAAAACGGAGACCGGAAUUCGAGGAGGCCGACGACAAGGUCGACCUCGUCGCGGAGAACAACGGUUUGCGAGUAAAUCUUGAACUAAGUCAAGAGAAAAUACGAAAUCUGGAAGAAAUUAUACGGCAAAUGUAUUAUGGACGACAGAGGCAGAACAACGGCUAUCUCUUGCCGGAAUUACCACAACCCAAGAAAGCGCUGACGAGUGGGAGGAACCGAUAUCAAGGUGCAUUUAAGAGGACUCCCACGCAGCCGAAGCUGUUGAAUCCAUCACAAUUUGUUGAUCUCGGUCAGUCGUUUCCGCCGCCGCCGUCUAAGAGCGCGUCGACGCUGCGGCGCGGCUCUCAGUUGCCGUCGUCCGUCGCUCGGAUGCCGUGCAUCGAGCAGUUGCCGCGACGACGCUCGUUCUCGCCUCUUUCCUCCGACAACGCGCCGACGUCGUUGCUGAGAAUUCGCAGCGUCACGCCGCGGGAAAGCAACGCGACGGGCGAUUACUUCGAACUGCAAAUGGACAACGACGGCAACAGCGCCGUUCUCGGCACGGCGGCUCUGGCGCGUCGGGGCUCGCGCCCUCUGGGCAGUGUCUCGAAAGGAGGAGUCGGAGUCGGUUCAUGGCGCGGCAGUGUGGCCGCUCCGUCGACAGCCAACGAGCGUCAGUCUCCGAAGCCGGAUUGGUGACCCUAUUUUUGUUCUAUCGGUUUAUCUAUACAGGGAUAUGUAUUUAUUAACAUGGUGUAAUGCGAUAUGUCUGCUUGAUCCAACUCACUUAUUGCCAAUUUGUGUAGGCAUGUAGAUAAACGUUUUCGUUCAUUCACUCGGAGAGUACA